This is a messenger RNA of Thunnus maccoyii (southern bluefin tuna), 3625 nucleotides long. Its product is annotated as cytohesin-1-like. The coding region runs from base 374 to 1393 and encodes 339 amino acids. The record is from RefSeq and is a predicted model, not a curated record. Gene Ontology annotation, molecular function: guanyl-nucleotide exchange factor activity. Gene Ontology annotation, biological process: regulation of ARF protein signal transduction. The transcript is spliced from 12 exons. NCBI's taxonomy places the organism in Eukaryota, Metazoa, Chordata, Actinopteri, Scombriformes, Scombridae.
UCCUCUCUCUCCGUCCUCUCUCCCCUGCUGGAGUGAGCGCCUGAGGAUUAAGAGGCAGGGAGGCUGGACUAGAGGACCACAGGAUUGGGAUUGGAGGGCUCUGACAGGGCUGGAUUACUGCUGUGUUAUAGGAGACACCAGGCUGGGCUGCUGAAAACCGGCUGCUUUGGUGCUGGAAUUGGCGACUAAGAUAGACUUUUGGAUUUCAGAAUCAACCUUGCCUGAUGACCUCAGUCCUGAAGAAAGACAAGAGCUGGAGAGCAUCCGCCGCAGAAAACAAGAGCUACUGGAGGACAUACAAAGGCUGAAGGAUGAGAUAGCAGAGGUGACCAAUGAGAUUGAAAACCUGGGCCUGACUGAAGAGAGGAAAAGCAUGCAGAGGAAUAAACAGAUGGCCAUGGGCCGGAAGAAGUUCAACAUGGACCCCAAGAAGGGGAUCCGAUUCUUGAUUGACAGCUCCCUGCUGAAAAACACCAGCAAUGACAUCGCCCAGUUCCUCUACAAGGGGGAGGGGCUUAAUAAGACGGCCAUCGGCGACUACCUGGGGGAGAGAGAUGACUUCAACAUCGAGGUUCUGCACGCCUUCCUGCAGUUACACGAGUUCACAGACUUGAACCUGGUCCAGGCUCUCAGGCAGUUCCUGUGGAGCUUCAGGCUGCCUGGCGAGGCUCAGAAGAUCGACCGCAUGAUGGAGGCCUUCGCACAGCGAUACUGUCGCUGUAACCCUGGAGUGUUUCAGAGCACGGAUACUUGUUACGUGUUGUCGUUCGCUGUGAUCAUGCUGAACACCAGUUUACACAACCCCAACGUGAAGGACAAACCGUCCGUUCAGAGAUUUACGGCGAUGAAUCGAGGCAUCAAUGACGGAGGAGACCUGCCGGAGGACCUGCUCAGGAAUCUGUACGACAGCAUCAAGAAUGAACCCUUUAAGAUCCCAGAGGAUGAUGGGAACGACCUCACACACACCUUCUUCAACCCCGACAGAGAGGGGUGGCUACUCAAACUCGGAGGUGGACGAGUGAAGACCUGGAAGAGACGCUGGUUUAUUCUCACAGAUAACUGCCUUUACUACUUUGAAUACACGACUGAUAAAGAACCCAGAGGGAUUAUUCCACUGGAAAAUCUGAGUAUCAGAGAAGUUGAUGACUCCAAGAAACCGAACUGCUUCGAGCUGUUCAUCCCGGACCACAAAGAUCAGGUGAUCAAGGCCUGUAAGACGGAGGCAGACGGCCGCGUCGUCGAGGGCAACCACACUUUUUACAGAAUCUCCGCCCCAACCGCGGAGGAGAAGGACGAAUGGAUCAACAGCAUCAAAGCUGCGAUAAGCAAAGACCCGUUCUACGAGAUGCUGGCUGCUCGGAAGAAGAAGGUUUCCUCUCUGAAGGGGCUGUAGAGCUGCUGACGACUGAACUUUGAAAACAACAAGCACAGGUUUGACUCAUCAAUGCAGAACUGGAUGCGGAUCUGAUACUCCUCCACGGACCUGGCAGAGGAGUCAACUUCUCCUCUGUCGCCUUUUGAACUCUUGAACCUUCAGCACCGACACUCCUUCCUCUACAGGUUUAUAACCUCCUCUUGAAUAUUUUUCAUUUCACAUCUUCAGAUGAAACUAUUCAACCGUAAACAUCCUUUUCUUUUAAUCUUCAAACAUCCUUUUUGAAAAACAAACUCCUGCAGGACUGUAACUCUGACGCUCUUCUUUACAAUCUGCUGUAAUGACUGAUUCAUCUCUGAAACUCUUCAGACUCUGUGUUGUUUUUGGUCUGCUUCUCCCGGAGAGAAACAGAAUGAAGAAGUGUGUAACACUCGCCGGAUCAUAAAUCAUGUUUGUUCAUCAUUACACACGAGCGGAGGAAAAGAAACAGAUGUUUGAUAAGAAACAUUAAAAGAGAAGGAGUCGAGAUAAAAUGCUGGACACUUACUGGAAGAAUCACAUUACACGUUAAUGGGAUUCAGAUGCUUUUAUGUUACACUUUAAGUUAGUUUACAAACGUCUCUGUUUUCAUCAGUUUGAGGUAAACAUAAUCCCACACAUACAGUAAACUCUUCACGGAGAAAUCUACUGGAAAAAUAUCCUUCGGUCAGGAUUCGUCCUCGUCUGGGAUUCGUUUAGUCUCAUUUGCCAUAUAAAUGCUUUUUUUUUUUUUUUUUUUUUUUUUUCUAAGCCUGUUUUCUUACUGCUGUUGAUCUUUUUGUCAAAGCACUGUUUAUGGAAAUGAAGGUAAUGCAUAGCUAAAUAUUUAUUUAUCCAGAUUUCUUGUAAUUUAUUGUUUUCAGUUUUGUCUCAUUAAAAGUUUGCAAACGAAUAUCGUUCAUUUGACUUUUUGUCACGCAGGAAACAAAAAGCCUCCAGAACAUCUGUGUCGUUUAUUACUGUGAUGAUAUGGUCGUAUUAAUAUUGACAUUGAAGAGUUUCCUGGUUCAGACUUGUUUUUAAAAAACCAAAUCUGGAUUUUAGGGUUUUGUUUUUGGUGAUUUUAUGCUCUCUGGAUCAAAUUUAGAAGACACAGCAGAUGAAAUAUUACUAUAGUUGUGAAAUAGUGACAAAGUUCUCUAAAAGUUCUCAUUUAAUCUUCAGGUGAAACAUCAAAAUAUUUUUGAUUUUAUUGAGUCCUGAAUCUUACCAGCACUGAUGCGACCAAGAUGUUUUCACACGGUUGAUUUCCUGCUCGUUAGCUACAGAACAUGUGAUCGUUUCACGUGUUUCCAGAGCCGAUUGUUCUGUUGUCGUAUUUUUAACUUUAACAAGCAGAUGAAAGCUUCAGCCUCGAGGCAGAGCGGGGAGAGAUUCCUCCUCAAGGAAAAACUGUUCAAACAGUCUUGUGACUUAACUGCAUUAACAGGUAACAGCUACGACUCCGGAGCGACACCAACGUAUCCAACAGGCUGACGUGUCACAACCCACACUAAAUAUUUCAGUGUGAAUUCACAAGAUCGAAGGAGCGUUUCACAAAGAGCUAAAAGGAAAAAAAAAGAUCUUAUGAAUGAUGAAUUAGAAAUGAUUAAAAAGGCAAAUCAGGUUUGUAAACUAAAUAUCUAACUCUAGUAGUCAGUUGCUCGGCUACCGUUCUAAAUCUAAGAUAAACUUUAUCUUAACUUGUAGUUAAGAUUGGUUUUUUUGGGCACUUGUGGGAAACAAACAAGCUGUGAACUCUGACAUCAUCUUAAAAAAAUGAGGUGAAGACAGUAAACAGCUGCAGAUUUACACAUUCAGCAGAUAUCAAUGUUGAAAUUAUCAUUCGUUUGGAGUUCUGGCCUCCUGAUGAAUAUAAGUCCAAUAUUCACUCUUGUUUUUCACUAAGUUAUGAGUCACUAACUUAACCGGCUCCGCACCAAACAGGAGACAGAUCGAGUUCAGAGAUCUUAGAAGAGAAGUGAGAGUGAACUGAAACAAGGUCGGGGGGCCAGAAAACCAAAACAACGAGCUGAAAGGUGCUAAAAAGCUCUGACGGGGAUGAGGAACUGUAGAGUUCACAUCACGAGAACAAGUCAUGAGAUCCGUCGUAAAUAAAACAUGUUCACUUUUGCUUACAUGAUAUAAAACUUGAAGCUGUCCUUUAACGAGGGCGAUUAAUCUGCCAAUUAUUUUCUUAAUUGACUGAUUAAUCGUUUAGUCGAUGAAAUG